AAAUCUCGCGGUGUUACCAUCCAGACAUCUUGCAUCCUAUUUAGUCUGGUUCCACAGGAUUUAUUGUUUGACUAUCGACAAAAUAGUUUUAUUCAGUCAUCCAGUGCAGAUUUUCGACGAGUGGCGGCGGCUGUAGCGAGCCUCGCGUGCCAAGCCUGCGGUGUGUCGACUCUCUCUCUCCCAGUGCAAGCCCUGGGCUCUCUUGACGAAUUGUGCGUCAUCUCCACCGCUGUCGUUUUGUUAUUUUUCUCCGUUGAGGAAACAUGGCAACUCCCGCCGCGGUCAAUCCGUCCGAGAUGGGCAGUGAGUUGCCAGGUACAGUAGUGAUGCCGGGGGCAGUUGGGUCCGGCCCGGUAAGGAUGGGAGGAUCUGUGCCAGGCCGUGGCGGCAAGAGAAGAUCAGGCGGAAUGGACUUCGAGGACGAGGAUGGAGAAGGACCUAGCAAAUUUUCAAGAGAGAACCACAGUGAAAUCGAGCGACGUAGACGCAAUAAAAUGACGCAGUACAUCACCGAGCUGUCAGACAUGGUCCCUACCUGCAGCGCUCUGGCCCGUAAACCUGACAAAUUGACCAUUCUGCGCAUGGCAGUUUCUCAUAUGAAAUCAAUGCGGGGCACUGGGAACACAUCCACUGACGGGGCUUAUAAGCCCUCGUUUCUGACUGAACAGGAACUGAAGCAUCUGAUCUUGGAGGCAGCGGAUGGCUUUCUAUUUGUGGUGGCGGCGGAGACGGGACGCGUGAUCUACGUCUCUGAUUCUGUGACACCAGUCUUGAACCACCCGCAGUCUGAGUGGUUUGGCAGCACUCUUUACGAACAGGUCCACCCAGAUGACGUUGACAAGUUGAGGGAACAGCUCAGUACCUCAGAAAACUCCAUGACCGGACGUAUCCUUGACCUGAAGACAGGAACAGUGAAAAAAGAGGGGCAACAGUCCUCCAUGCGAAUGUGUAUGGGCUCCAGGCGCUCCUUCAUCUGCCGUAUGAGGUGUGGCAGUGCUCCCCUGGAUCACAUUUCACUAAAUCGUCUGUCUAAUAUGAGGAAGAGAUACAGGAAUGGCCUUGGACCAUCAAAAGAAGGGGAGGCUCAGUACUCUGUGGUUCAUUGCACUGGCUAUAUCAAAGCAUGGCCCCCUGCAGGUAUGACUGUACCAGAUGAGGACACAGAGGCAGGACAGACGGGGAAAUAUUGCCUCGUGGCCAUUGGAAGACUGCAGGUAACCAGCUCUCCUGUCUCGAUGGAUAUGAAUGGUCUAUCCGUACCCACAGAGUUCUUGUCCCGCCACAAUUCAGAUGGGGUCAUCACCUUUGUCGACCCACGCUGCAUCAACGUUAUUGGUUAUCAGCCUCAGGACCUGUUGGGCAAAGACAUUAUCGAGUUUUGUCAUCCUGAGGACCAGAAUCACCUGAGAGAAAGUUUUCAACAGGUGGUGAAGCUAAAGGGUCAGGUACUGUCUGUGAUGUACCGUUUCCGCAUGAAAAACAGGGAGUGGAUGUUGAUCCGAACCAGCAGCUUCACGUUCCAGAACCCCUAUUCCGAUGAGAUUGAAUAUAUCAUCUGCACCAAUACCAACGUCAAGCAGCUUCAGCAGCAACAGGCAGAGCUAGAAGUUCACCAGAGAGACGGUCUGACGGCUUACGAUCUUUCCCAGGUUCCAGUGGCCAGUGUGAGCAGUGGAGUGCAUGAGGCAGGCAAGAGUAUUGACAAGCCAGAAGCCCUUUUUUCCCAGGAAAGAGACCCACGCUUUGCUGAAAUGUACACCAGCAUCUCCGGAUCCGGUGAUAAGAAGAUGAUGGUUCCCUCCUCGACAGCGGGAGGACAGCAGCUCUAUUCUCAGACUUCUCAGUUCCAGCAGGGACACUCUGGAAAAACCUUCAGUUCCUCUGUGAUUCAUGUCCCAGGUGUGAAUGACAUCCAACCAUCAAGUUCGUCCACUCAGAAUCUAGCUCAGAUAUCAAGACAACUCAACCCUGGCCAAGUUGCUUGGUCAGGAAACCGCCCCCCAUUCUCUGGCCAGUCCAGUAAAGCCCAGACCAGUCCGUUUGGUAUUGGGACAGGCCACAGCUACCAGACCGAUCCGGCCUCCUACAGUCCACUUUCAUCCCCAGCCACAUCAUCACCCAGCGGGAAUGCCUACUCAGGACUCACAAACCGCAGCACAGCCUUUGAUGUGUCCGGAGAGAGCAGCCAGAGCGGAGCUCAAUUCCAGGGUCGACCCAGUGAAGUGUGGUCCCAGUGGCAGAACCAGCAUCACUCCCAGCAGGCUGGGGAGCAGCAUGCACAUACUAACCCCAGCCAGACUGAAGUAUUUCAGGACAUGUUACCCAUGGCUGGAGAUCCCACUCAGGGAACAGCCAACUACAACAUUGAGGACUUUGCUGACCUUGGCAUGUUCCCACCAUUCUCCGAGUAACCCCGCAAUCUCCUGUAGCUCCCUUAGCAAUAGAGGAACUGGACCGGUUUGGUUUGCAUUCAUCUCUCAUGUAGUUGUCUCAUUUGGAAACGUGGCUGGACCACCAGCUCACAACUGAUGUGCAGCACAUUGAAUGUCCGAGUGUACACAUCAAGCACAUAUAAAAACGAAGAGUCCACGCGUUUGGAUUUGACUAUCUGCAGUAUGCAUCUGUGAAUAUACCUCAUCAAUGAAAGAGGGGUCCUGUUGCCAAAUGGACACUACCUCCGUCAAUAUCUCACCUAUCUGUCGCCGAAAUGGACACUGUCUCAAUGAGGAAUGCACACAAAGUCUGCUGAGACGACAUGGAAAGCAUUGCUAUUACCAGAGGAGUUCAACUGUUUGAUCUUCAGCGCAUCAAAACCAUUAUGGCACAUUUUACUCCAUGGAUGUGGGUGAAAAUAAUUUCUGACCACCAUGUAAAGGAAAAUAUGAGGUUGUCUCAGAAUCCCAGACCUUUAUCUGCUAAUGGAUUCAAAGCUACAAUUUGCUGCGGAUUAGGCUUAAUAAUAAUCCUUUAAUUGAAUUUUGUAGACACUUUCAAUUCGUCAAAUGCAAAACAGACUUAAUGUACUGAGUGUGUGGCAUAAUGAGGUAUAAGAUUUGCAUUUAGGUAAAUUCACCUUAUUUAUGGAUCUCCAAUUGGAGGCAAAAGGAGAACAAGUCAGGCACUUAGCCACAAAGACUGAAGUCUCAAAUGAGAGACGAUGACCGCUGUAUUUUAUCAAGAUAACUCCUGCUGGAUGAUCUACCUACAGAGGAUAUAGAACGUUGACACACUGCUGUUAAAUGCUAGCUAUUUGUAAAAAUAAAAAAAGAUCAUCAAUCA
Molecule: messenger RNA, 3279 nt
Organism: Hippocampus zosterae (dwarf seahorse)
Lineage: Eukaryota; Metazoa; Chordata; Actinopteri; Syngnathiformes; Syngnathidae
Gene: arnt2
Product: aryl-hydrocarbon receptor nuclear translocator 2
Exons: 19
Coding region: 264-2411 (715 amino acids)
Biological process (GO): regulation of transcription by RNA polymerase II
Cellular component (GO): cytoplasm; transcription regulator complex; nucleus
Molecular function (GO): RNA polymerase II cis-regulatory region sequence-specific DNA binding; DNA-binding transcription factor activity, RNA polymerase II-specific; protein dimerization activity
Source: RefSeq, a predicted model, not a curated record